Messenger RNA from Penicillium cosmopolitanum, 2073 nucleotides. RefSeq names its product putative MFS phosphate transporter. NCBI's taxonomy places the organism in Eukaryota, Fungi, Ascomycota, Eurotiomycetes, Eurotiales, Aspergillaceae. The transcript has 3 exons. Gene Ontology annotation, cellular component: membrane. The coding region runs from base 1 to 2073 and encodes 690 amino acids. Gene Ontology annotation, biological process: transmembrane transport. The record is from RefSeq and is a predicted model, not a curated record. Gene Ontology annotation, molecular function: transmembrane transporter activity.
AUGGCUGAUUACGGUCCACGUGCCCCUCAUGGGCCUGAUAUGUCCGGCACACACAACCCGCUGAUGGAUAUGGAUAUCAAUGAGAAGGGUGCCUUCGACAGCUUGAUUCGUCCCGAGGACAGCUACAGCCCCGAGGGUGUCUACUGGGCCGAUAUGCCAUUGGGCCAGAAGAUCAAGUUCGUCAGCUCAUAUGAUGCUGGCGAGGCCCGUCGCGAGUUGAGUGGCAUUUGGGAUAUGAUGAAGGAGGACCCUCUCUCGCCCGUAUCCUACUACUUCCGCAACAUGGUUCUGCCCGGCGCCGGUCUCGGUCUCGAGGGUUACGUCCUGUUCUCCAUUGGUAACAUUAAGCCGCUCUUCCAAAAGACUUUCCCCGAUUGCUGGAAGGACAACCUGAUCUGCGACAAGCAAUGGUUGAAUGCGGUCGACUAUCUGGAAAUCAUUGGUAUUAUCGUUGGCCAGAUCUUGGUCGGUUUCGUUGGUGACUGGAUUGGCCGUCGUUGGGGUCUGAUUCAGGAUGCCACCAUUAUGUUUAUCGGUUUGAUCAUGUUGACCGCCGCCUGGGGUGUUACUCAGAACGGUUGGGUGAUUUGCUAUGCCUGGUCUCUCUUCUUCUACAGUGUCGGCGUUGGUGGCGAGUACCCCAUGACCGCCACCAGCGGUAUGGAAAACGCUGUUGGUUCUGGAAAGAUCUCAACUAAGGACGAUCGCCUCCAUCGUGGCCGCAAGGUUACCAGCGCUUUCCUCAUGCAGGGCUGGGGCCAAUUCUUCAACCAGGUCCUUCUGAUCAUCUUGCUGCUUUGCUUCCACCACGGCAGUGGCAACAACCCAUACUCGCCCGUUUCCACCCAAUGGACCUACCGCAUUUCCUUCGCUCUCCCCGCCGUCGGCACCCUGUGGCUUGUCUACUACCGUGCCUACCACAUGAAGGCCGCUAGCAAGCAACUCACUGCUGCUAAGAAGAAGGCCGCUGUCACCGGAUACGAUGUCGACUCUCUGCGUCUUACCUUCAAGUACUUCGGUCCUCGUCUUCUGGCCACUGCCGGUGGUUGGUUCGCCAAUGACGUCUUCUUCUACGGAAACAAGCUCUUCCAGAGUGAGUUUAUUGGAGUUCUGAGCCCUGGCUCUAGCUCCGUGAUGCCAACUUGGCUGUGGAAUUUGGUCAAUGUUGGUGUUUCUCUGGUUGGCUAUUAUAUGGCUUCUUUCUUCAUCGACAACAAGCUGUACGGCCGAAAGUGGAUGCAAACCGUUGGCUUCAUGAUGUGUUUCAUUCUCUUUGUCAUCCCUGGCUUCCACUACGAGUACUACACUCGCCCUGAGAACAUCAAGUCUUUCCAGACCAUGUACUUCCUCAGCUCCUUCUUCAACCAGUUUGGUCCCAACUGUGUCUCCUUCCUGGUUGCCGCCGAGGUCUUCCCGACCCCCAUUCGUGCCACCGCCCACGGUCUCUCCGCCGCGGCCGGUAAGAGUGGCGCCCUCCUGGCUUCCGUGCUCUACAACUACAUCGACACUCAGACCAAGUUCUACGUCGUUCCCUGGUUCGGCCUGGCCGGUGUUGUUCUGACUCUGGCUUUCCUGCCCGAUACCACCGGUCUGGACCUCAAGGAGCAAGAACGCCGCUGGCAAUUCCUCCGCCAAGGUCGUGAAGAGGACUAUCACGGCGCUGCUGUGCACCCCAAGCAUCUGUCCUGGUACGAGCGUUUCGUCCUGCGCAAGGGCCGCUACUACGAUGCCGAGCUAGACUACCAGCAAAAGGUCGAGGAAUACCGUGCCGAGUGGGAAGCCGCCAUGGCCCAGAAGGUCACCGAGAACGAGAAGGGCAACGAGGACAACUUCGAUGAUACCGAUGACUCUCUUCUUGAGGGCCACGUCCACACAUAUUUCCACCGCACCAGCCCCAUGUUCAAGGGUAUGGAGAAGCCAGCCAAGCACGACAACUUCGCUCUACCCCCGGCUGCGGAAUCGGACGAGACUUUCGCCAAUCAACAAGGACACAAUAUCUCCGGUGGAAGAAUGGAGACUAGCGAGCGGACGGAGCAUUUUUCCAGCUCGAAUGAGAAAUCUGCCCAACAAUGA